Messenger RNA from Hemiscyllium ocellatum (epaulette shark), 2697 nucleotides. RefSeq names its product acyl-CoA-binding domain-containing protein 5-like. Gene Ontology annotation, biological process: fatty acid metabolic process; autophagy of peroxisome. The transcript has 14 exons. Gene Ontology annotation, molecular function: fatty-acyl-CoA binding. Lineage: Eukaryota; Metazoa; Chordata; Chondrichthyes; Orectolobiformes; Hemiscylliidae. The record is from RefSeq and is a predicted model, not a curated record. Bases 162 to 1649 code for a protein of 495 amino acids.
CCUCUGAGCUGUUUAUACUUUUAGGCCUUCGUUGACUAUCUCCGGAUUUAACAAAAAGUGGAAAUAUCAACCGUUACAGAUGGAGAAAGAUCAACUGAACUUUGUAAGGCUCCAAAACUGGAUUGCCCAAUUAAGUUUCCACUGACGCCUGCAAAUACAGCAUGGCAGAGGUUCAUUCUGAUUGCCAGAGACAGUUUCAGGCAGCUGUCUCCGUCAUCCAGGCCUUGCCAAAAAAUGGUGCUUACCGUCCGUCCCAUGAGAAGAUGUUGAAGUUUUACAGUUACUACAAGCAGGCAACUGUAGGCCCUUGUAGUAUUAGCAGGCCUGGCUUCUGGGAUCCUAUUGGACGUGUAAAAUGGGACGCAUGGAAAGCUCUGGGGAACUUGUCGAAAGAAGAAGCCAUGAUGACUUAUGUCGAAGAGAUAAAGAAAACAGCACAGGAGGUUAUUGAUACGAUGUCAGGGACAGAGAAUGAGGAGCAGCACUUCCACCUGUUUCAUCCACUAUAUGAAGUUGUUGAAGAUAUGCCCAGACCUCCAUCUUUUUUCCAUAAGAAGGUGUCAGGUGAAGAUACUGAAACUCCCCUGACGUCGACACCAUGUGUUGUGAUGAAUGGUGUGCUGAGCAACCAUGAUAGCAACUUGGUAUCGGAGGAUUUGAAUGAUGAGGACAAAGGCCUUGUAACAAACAAAAAAAUAGUUCGAUUUCAGGAGAAUGAGGUCAGCCAAAAUGGUGACAAUAACAGUGAGGCACAUCAGGCCCUUGGCAUUUGUUCAGAAAAUGGUGAUCCUCAUCCAGAGCUAGGGAUCUCUCAAUUGGACACAGUAGAGGAAACCAUGGGGAGACUGCGAGUUCAGGAACAUCCCCUGAAGCUUCAUGACAUUACAGACAAUGCUGGCAACAAUUACACAGGGGAAAUAGCUGAUCCGAAUCAUUUUACAAGCGAUUCAGAAAGUGAAGUGUUCUGUGAUUCUGUUGAAGAACUGGACCAUGAGAGGAUUUCGGCAAUUGAGAGCAGCGUGGCUGUUGCAGAGCAUUCCCGAGAUCUGCAGAAUUUACAGGAUGUCGGGUCCACGGUAUUGCUGUGCAGUGCUAAUGUUUCCACUUGUACACCAGAUGCUUACCAAAACACAUCUGACAAUUUCCCUCCAAACCAAGAAACACAUGAAUGGGCAACUAAUGGUGGUGGAGGGAUUGCACUGGUCGGAGGGAACAAUAAGAAGAAAAAGAUAACAACAUUUACAAGUCCCUUGUCUGAAUGGCUGCCUGAGGGGAAAGGGCUGCAGCAGGUUCAAACUGGAAGCUCAUGGAGACUAAGAAGCAGCCCUGGCAGCAACAAAGAGGACAACGAAAGAAGGGGGCACAGAGAAAAAAAUGUGAUCACUGUCAAUGAUAAUAGUGUGAGAAUUCUUCAUCAUCUAGAAGAGGACAUUCAGUCUGCAUUACAGAGACUCAAUAGGCUGGAAGACCUGACAAUGUCGCAGGUGCAAACAGCUGGCCUGCAACUUCCUCAGUUGAAAAUAUCCAGGCAUAAGAGAGUUUCCAGGUGGCUGGUUGGUCCAUCCGGACGUACAUGGCUGUUUCUAAUUGUGUGGCCUUUCAUUGCUCAGUGGAUAGUGCAUGUUUUUCUUCGCAAAAGAAGGAGUUGAACAUCUGUGGGAUUGACAGGGUCGAUGUAGGAAGGACCGCUCCCCUGGCUGGAGAGCCUAGAACCAGGGAAGACAGUUUCGGAAUAAGGAGUACACCAUUUAGGACUGAGAAGAGAAGGAAUUUCUUCACUGAGUGUGUUGAAUGUUUGGAAUCAGCCACACCAGAGGACCCUGGAGAUUCAGUUGUUAACUAUGUUCAAGACAGAGAUCAAUUGAUCUCUAGGUAUUAAUUAUAACAAGGAAGAUGGGGAAAGUGCCAUUGAAGUAGAUGAUCGACCUUGAUCUGGUUGAAUAGUGGAGCAAGCUCAAAAGGCUGAAUGCUCCAACCCUGCUCUUUGGUUCUAUUGUCCCUGUUUGCAAGUGUGAAUGUUUUCAAAAGGUCUCUGAAAAGUCUAAUUUGAAAUCAGGUGCCUGUCUCUUUCGUUAUUGUGAAGAUUGUUUGUUUUUUUUUCAAAAAUGAUUUCCGUUAGAAUCUUUCGACAUGGCCUCUGUGUCCUGAAUGAUUUUCCCUGAGAUGACAUUUUACCUAUGUGUCUUUUGAUUCUCUUUAAAAAAAAAUAGUGAAACUCUAAAUAUAAUAAAUAUAGCAACAUGUCAGUUCAGGCCUUACUGAUUUCAGUUAUCCAGUUCUUUUAAGCCCAUUUUAUGACCUUGGUGUGUAUUGCCUGCGUGAGGCAACUUUGCUGUUUUAAGAGCAUCCUGACCUAUCUUUUAAAAGAACAGUAUCAUGUGCAAGCAAUUAUCAAUUGAUUGUCACUAAUUAAAAUAUAUUAGUAAGUUGUCUAAUAGUCCUGUACUUAAAAGCAAUAUCCAGUUAGAAUUAGGCCAGGUUUGGAAAAGGAAACUAUAUAUUGGCAAAGAGCCAAAAGCUUUAAAUUUGAUAAUCAACUGUUAUUGUAUACUCAUUCAUUUUGCAGUACAGUUUAUUCUUCAAUUCAAAAUAGUUUACUUCAUAUGUAUCUAAUAAUUCAAUUUUAGUACAGUCUUGCCACAUUGCUUGACUCAAAUGAUUAGGUACUUUAGCAAUUUUAGAACAAGAAUGACUGAA